UUUCUUCUUCCCCGAAGAGAGCUACGCUUUGUAAUACAAAACCCUAGCCAUGGCUUCCAGUACGUUGCCGCUAGUUACCGCACAGCAAGCCAUUAAGGGUGAGCUGAGCUUGUUUACCAUGUGCGACAGCGAGAUCAUGAAUGAAAUUUAUGCAACUCAUGUCCAUGAUGACGACACCUUUGAUGCCGACUCUCUUUUCAUCGUAGCGGAAAACAUUCUUAGGCGAGCCACCCAUAUUGCUGACAAUUUCAUGCUGGGUGCUCAGUCACACCAAGAGAGCUUGGAAGAAAAGGUGCCCAAAGCCAGCUUCAGCCCUCCACUAUGCAUACUCAAGCAACUUUUCGCCGAGAUGGCAUGCCAAACACCGGGUGAGGGAAUUGCACAUAAAACAACGAUGUCAGUACUUCAAAAACUCUCAAGCUAUUCAUGGGAUGCCAAGGUUGUGCUGACACUUGCUGCGUUUUCUUUUGAAUAUGGGGAUUUCUGGCUUCUUGCCCAACUUCCCUCAUCGGACCAACUCGCCAAAUCAGUGGGAAUCCUGAAACGAGUACCAGACAUCUCAAAGCUUCUAGUGUUUCAGAAAUACGGGAAAGCAAUUAUUGAACUUAACAACCUCAUCAAGGCAACAUUGGAAGUCAUCAAGUCCAUCUUCGAGUUGAAGAAACUAUAUAUCUAUGAUACAAAGGAUGUACCAGCAUUAGCAUCUGCCAUGAACCGUAUCCCAGUGGAUGUCUAUUGGGCUAUCAUAACUAUUGUAGCUUGCACGACUCAAAUGUGCUAUCUGACUAGCGAUGAGAACAAGACACAGGAAUUGUCACCCUUUGCUCAGAAAAUCAAAAUCACCCUACACUUUUUGAAGAGGCAGAUAAAAAUUUGCUAUCAACAAAUAGAGGAAACGAAAGCUUAUAGGAAACUCAAGAAAAUCAUCCGAACACAUACUGAAAACAUCGAGGUUUUCAGGGUGUUGAUUUUCGCCGAUGAUAAUGUGCAGCAGCUAAUUGAUGGUUCUACUAACGAAUUGGUUACUAUCAACGUGUUGAGAAAGAAAAAUGUUUUACUGUUCUUUUCGGGCCUGGACAUCUCAUUUGAUGAGAUCUCGACUUUGAAGCUAAUCGAUGAUGGAAUAAGGAAGGAGGAUCAGUAUAAAAUUGUAUGGAUCCCAAUUGUAGAGGAGUGGACCAAUGACCUGCAAAGGAAGUUUCAGAUGCUGCAAUCGAAGAUGUCGUGGUACAUAGUGCAGUACUUUAAACCAAUAGUAGGCAUAAGAUUUAUUAAGGAGGAGUGGAAAUUCGAGAGUAAGUCUAUGAUCGUGGUAAUGAACCCACAAGGGAAGGUGGAGCACCUAAAUGCACUCCACAUGAUUCGAGUGUGGGGAAUGAAGGCCUUCCCUUUCACUAAAAAGGUUGAAGUACAUUUGGUGAAGGAAACGAAUUGGAUAGGAGAUAUAAUGGUUGGAAUUCAUCCAAAUUUGCAGCAAUGGAUCAAAGAGGAGAAGUACAUUUUCUUUUAUGGAGGCAAGGACGAAGAAUGGAUCCAACAAUUUGGCAAGAAAGCAAUUGCCCUGGCGAAUCACCCAAUUAUAAAGGAGACAAGAAUUUCCAUAGAGUUGUUUUGCUUAGGAAAAGGCAGCAAAGGGGGCGAUGACCUCCAGAUCCAAGGGCGUUUCUGGAACAAAGUAGAAAGCCUCUUCUUGUCCGCUAAGACAGACAAAGAGAUCGAAGAGCACACUGUGAUGCAACAAAUUCAAAAGUUGCUUUCGUUCAAGAAUGAGAGCGGAUGGGCUAUACUGAGCAAAGGGUCUAGAGUGGUGGUCAGUGAUGGAACGAUAAUUCUUAAGGUCUUGGAUGAGUUUGAAAAAUGGAAGUGCUAUGUGCAUGCAAAUCGCUUUGAAACUUGUUUCAACGAGUACCAUAAGCUUAUUGAAGGGGAUCGCCCCUGUUGCAGUGUUGAUAUCCCAUUUGCUGCUGAAAAGGUCCCAAAGCAUAUGAAGUGCCCUUAUUGUACCCGUCUCAUGGAGACCUAUGUCAGCUUCAAGUGUUGCCACAAUGACGGUCAAUUUUCAGCUCUCUAGAUCUCUACCAAUACCUCUACCAAAUAAUGAAGUUCAUAUAUACUAAGUUUGUGAUCAAUAUAUAUCACUAGCAGUAUCACUAGGGUAAAAACUGCUUCACACUUUGCUAGCAGUUUUUACCAUUUUCAUUUCAAUUGUUUA
Molecule: messenger RNA, 2212 nt
Organism: Corylus avellana
Lineage: Eukaryota; Viridiplantae; Streptophyta; Magnoliopsida; Fagales; Betulaceae
Product: protein SIEVE ELEMENT OCCLUSION B
Biological process (GO): phloem development
Source: RefSeq, a predicted model, not a curated record